This is a messenger RNA of Malassezia globosa CBS 7966, 1974 nucleotides long. RefSeq lists its product as uncharacterized. Gene Ontology annotation, cellular component: nucleus; transcription factor TFIIF complex. Gene Ontology annotation, biological process: transcription initiation at RNA polymerase II promoter; positive regulation of transcription elongation by RNA polymerase II. NCBI's taxonomy places the organism in Eukaryota, Fungi, Basidiomycota, Malasseziomycetes, Malasseziales, Malasseziaceae. Bases 1 to 1974 code for a protein of 657 amino acids. Gene Ontology annotation, molecular function: RNA polymerase II general transcription initiation factor activity; DNA binding; TFIIF-class transcription factor complex binding. The transcript has a single exon. The record is from RefSeq and is a predicted model, not a curated record.
AUGAAGCAGGAACAUGGCAUCAAGUCGGAACCCGAGGAUGUCAAACCUAGUGUUCAGCAGCGCGGCUUCCGUGACAUACCACUUUUUUCGAUGGGCUCGUCGAAUGCUGUGACGCAUUUAAUGAAGUUUGCUACUCAUACGCGAGUUGAUCCAAAUAACGAGUCCCAAUUUACACCACCUGUCAAGCUGAAUCGCAAGUUGCCGCUACGGGUGAAGAUGCCGCCUGCCAAGCCCGGUGAUCAGGUCAUUGACAAGUGGGGCAAACCUGUUAUGGACAAGGAAGGACAUGCAUUGAAAUGGCCUUCCCACGAUGUUGACUUGGAGACGAUUCGUCCGUAUCUUGAUAUCGAUAAACCAGCAGCACAGGAGAAUGAUGCUUCCACUGGCUCAGGCACAAGCUUCACGCGCAACCGCAUGUUUAAGAAGCGGGUGCGCGAGGUGCAUAAGUCAUCCAGCUCUGCUCGUCGCACGCGAAACGAAGAAUACUAUCCGUGGGUCCUUGAAGACUUUGAAACGCCGCAGGAAUGGGAGAGUUCCCGCGAACCAUUGCCUAACAGUCUCAAGGCACUCGAGGCUUGGUAUUUUGCCGAGAAAGAGCGGCGCGAAUCUAGGCGCGAGUUGCCUGCGCCAGAAAUAAAGCAGGAGGCGAACUCUUCAUCGUCAACCAUGGCACCCCAUGCACCUUGGGUCGGGCAACUUGAAGGCGACUCUGACGAAACGUCGACAUCGCAUCAUGUUCUCUUCGCAUUUGAUGACAGAAAUGCAGGCGGAUUCAAGGUCGUGCCGGUGCGUCGCCAAUACAAAUUUAUGCAACUGCACAAACGCGUUCUGACCAGCGAGCAAGUGGAAGAGGAGUUUGAAAGACAUCAACGCAGUUCGGAAACAGAGAGGUGGUUCAUGCGCGAUCGUUACAACACUGGUGCAGGUCUUGGUGCACCUGGAGGCAGCUCAUCCGGACAAGCCAGGGGUCGUAUGCCUGCACUCGCACUGCCAGGACAACCAUCUCUUGGAUGGCAAAGCAGCUCACGGCUUGUUGCCGUUAGCGGUGAGCCGCAGCGACGAGCGGAUGAUGACGACGACUUAUUCGGAACAGUGCGCAAAAAUGAAACAACCUAUGACGAGCUUGAUUUUGAAGACUCAUUCGAAGAUGAUGACGAGCGUGCCGAUGGCCAGGACGAUGAUGAUGCUGACGCGAAGGAGCUCGAUGAGCGCUUGAAGCGUGAGAUGGUGGCAGAUCGCUUGGACGACGCACAUGUUAAGCGCGAACCAGACGAACUAGACGACGCUGUUGCUGUGAAUCGACGAAGCGGUGCAGAUAACCUCUUGGGAUCAUCCGAGUAUGGCCGGCACGAUGAUGCUAUGUUGACAGGCAGCGGACGGCAGAUGCGCAAGAUUAUGAAAGCACUGAGCCGACGCGAGGGUCUCGACACAUAUGACAGUGACGAGGAAGCAAAAAAUCCAUAUGCGAGUGAAGAGUCAGACGAGUCAGAUGAGGAGUUGACGGUCUUGCAUCCAGAAAGGGCUCUUCUUGCGGCUCGUGAGCAAAAAGCACGGCUUGAAAAGACGAAGGAGUCUUCUGCUGCUUCGACGCCUCCGACUCGGUCUGAGACACCGGAACUCGAGUCAGGCGUCAAGCGGAAGAACGAAACAGCUCGUUUGGACGAGGCAAAGAAAAAGGCUCGCACCGAAUCUCGGUCUACUUCACCUGUCCGCUCAGGCUCGCCAUCGGCGCGCUCUUUAUCGCCUCUAGAGACAGAGAUUGUGCAGCUUAUAUCUUCGGGCCGUGUCGCAUCGACGAGCGACUUGGUGCAGCAUUUCCGGGCACGAUUAAAGCAGGAUCUAUCGCUAAAAGAGCAACUCAGCUCAGCAGUGAAACGGAUUGCCUAUAUGGACAAGAAAGAGAACAAACUCAAGCUGAAGGAGUCUGUGCUUGCUGACGCCGGAGCCAUUUCUCCGCGCGGUAGUCGCCCCUAA